Molecule: messenger RNA, 3915 nt
Organism: Chiloscyllium plagiosum (whitespotted bambooshark)
Lineage: Eukaryota; Metazoa; Chordata; Chondrichthyes; Orectolobiformes; Hemiscylliidae
Product: transcription factor CP2-like
Biological process (GO): regulation of transcription by RNA polymerase II
Cellular component (GO): nucleus
Molecular function (GO): RNA polymerase II cis-regulatory region sequence-specific DNA binding; DNA-binding transcription activator activity, RNA polymerase II-specific
Source: RefSeq, a predicted model, not a curated record
UGAAAGGCACAGCUUGCAGAAUAUAAGGACAGGGGUGCGGGUGCUCAGGUUCCAGCUCCUUCAGACGCCCAGCAAGCCUGUUUGCCCUUGAAACUUUUCCACCCUGGAAAUACAUAGAAACACCAUGUUGUAUUGGCACAACCAGACUGAGCAUUACUGGCCAGCUCAAACAGAGCAUUACCACCAGUAUGUCACCACUAAUGGAGGACGUGACAUGCUGCCGUUACCUCUCUUCAAGCAUGAAGACUCUGCUCUUUCUUCAGACCAUGACGCUAGUGCCAUCACCUUCCAGUACGUCCUGGGUGCAGCCACAUCACCUGCUGUGAAACUGCAUGAGGAGACACUCACUUACCUUAACCAAGGUCAAUCAUAUGAGAUCCGUAUGAUAUGCAAUCAAAAUAUGAGGGGACUGUUGGAACUGAAUGGGAAGAUGCUGAAGAGUAUAGUGAGGGUGGUCUUUCACGACAGGCGCUUACAGUACAGUGAACACCAACAGUUCCAGGGCUGGAAGUGGAGCAGACCCGGAGACCGACUACUCGAUAUCGAUAUUCCUCUGUCAGUUGGAAUUGUCGACCCGCGAGUAAACCCCACGCUGCUGAAUGCUGCGGAGUUUUUCUGGGACCCAAAGAAACAAACCUCUGUCUCCAUUCAGGUUCACUGCAUCAGCACAGAAUUCACCCCCAGGAAAAAUGGUGGCGAGAAAGGGGUACCCUUCAGAAUUCAGAUUGACACCUUCAAACUAAGUGAGAAUGGAGACUACACCGAGCACCUGCACUCAGCGAGCUGUCAGGUUAAAGUGUUUAAGCCGAAAGGUGCUGACAGGAAACUGAAAACUGAUAAGGAGAAGAUAGAGAAACGGUCUCCACAGGAGAGGUCCAAGUACCAGCCAGCGUACGAAACCACGGUGCUGACUGAGUGUUCUCCCUGGCCUGACACCCCACCCUGUACAAAUGUUAGCCCAGCUGGAAGCCCAGGGUAUAGCCCAGCAUCUCCAAUUCCAUUCAACAUCCCAGAAGGGAGCUGUUCAUCUCCAAACCAUCAGGUGGAUGGAUCAGUACAGAGCACAAUGGAGCAUCUGUCACCAACGUUAACAAUUCAGGAAACGCAACAGUGGCUUCAUUUACAUCGAUUCACACCUUUUUGUAAACUCUUUGCAAAUUUCUCAGGGGCCGAUCUACUUAAACUCUCACGCGACGACAUCAUUCAAAUUUGCGGGCCAGCAGACGGAAUCAGACUCUUUAACACACUGCGAUUGAGGUCCAUUCGGCCACGCCUCACCAUUUACAUGUGUCAGGAGCCCACACAGGGAAAGGAGAAAGAAGAUUGCCAGGACUCCCCCAAUGCUGCCAUGUGUGUUUACAAAGAAAUCUACUUGGAAGAUCUAACCAAAGCUGAACUAACCAACAAGUUGGCAGCUCUCUUCAGCAUCUCACCGAGCCAGAUCCUUCAGAUCUACAGACAGGGAGCAGCUGGGAUCCAUAUCCUGGUUGGGGAUCAGAUGAUUCGGAAUCUUCCAGAUGAAUCCAGUUUUAUAAUUAACUCGCUGAAAGUGGAUAGCUUAGGUGGCUACUACAUGAUUUUAAAAUAGGAAACAGGGAGCUGUUACAUCUGGAAAAGAAUGAAAUCGGUGAAGUUGUGAACUUUCAUCUUUCACUCCGAGAGCAGCAGGAGCACAGAUCAACCUAAAUUAUUGCACAAACAGCAACUGAUACCACAGAGCGGUACUUCCACCACUGUCACGUCAUUGAGCUGGACAGCAAGAUUCAUCUGAUGCUUGCUUUGGGAGCAUAAGAUGAUGCAUGAUAAGAUAUCAAAUUCUUCCAACAUCUGCUUGGGUGAAUUAUUGACUAUAAGACAGACGUAACAAAACAAACACAGAAAACAGUCAGUGAAACGAUAUUCCUAUGACAGGUUCUGGCUCUGAGCUGCACUGUGUUUCAUUUCUAAAAACGAUCCUGUGGAGGUGUGCAUGUCCUUUCAGUGGAUAUCAGAAUGCAAUCACCUCCAGUUUGGGUGGGUGGUGGGGGGUGGGGGGUGGGGGGGGGAGGGGGAGGAAAGAAAGGGGCGUGUUAUGAUACCUCUUCUCGUUUCCAACACCUCGGACUCGUGAUGCGUCUGUCUCUGACACCCUUUGGGCUCACCAUGAACUUGCAACAAGAUUUCCAGCUGAACACUGCAACCCAACUCAAACACAAUCCACCAACUGUUCCCCAAGAGGGACGUGAAUCAGGCAAGUUCAUUAACAAUAGUAGACUAUUGGAAAAAAAGCUGUUGGAAUUUUACAUAAAAACAGCAACUAAGGAGGAUACAUUUUAAAGUCAAUCUAUAGUGACUAUCAUCAGCAUCCUCCAGUAGAUGUUAUUAACAUUCAAAAACUAUGUAAUAACCCACUCACUCUCCAUUGGUAACGUCAACAUAAUGCCUUAUAGUAAUACAUUUAAUCAUUGUAAAAAUGUAAACAUUUCAAAAGAUAUGAAACCCUUUUUAUACACAAAAGGUUGUGACAAAGAUAUAAAUAAGACAUUACACCAUUUCAGCUCAGUCUAUUCUUUCUAACGUCAAUUUCUUGGGUUUACAGCAGAUUGCUGUGACUUUGUGUUGGAAUAUUUGAAACACAAUCAAAUGCUCCUCCAUAACUCAGUUUGGAAAAGCAAAAAGAACUGACUGUCUCCCUCAUUCCUCCCUACUUCUUAUUAAAUCAUACUCAUGAUUGCCAUAACCCUAUCUGGAAUCGCAUCCAAGUGGACUUCUAGCUCAUAGUAAAUACCAGGAGACAACUGAACAUGGAUGGCAUCCAGCUGUUCUCACUCAUCUGUCCAUAUCUGAUCUUUCUAGAUUGUUCAGUUAGCAGGCAGAUAUAUUAAAGUGCCAUCACUAUGAAUAGAUAAUCCUGCACAUACUCUAAGUCAAAGCUGGGAUCAUCUGGGCAAUGGGGCUUAGUCCUACAACUUACUACAUACUCUGGUCUCUCCUGCCACCUCACUUAUUGUUUCUCUUUGCUCCUGUCUUGGACACUCAUAGUACUUAACACAGCAACCCCUCCUUCACACAGGGUAGCAGCACUGAGAAGAUUGUCCAUAAACUUUUAUAAAUCAGAGCAGACUGAUAAUCGUAAGUCACAAUCCCAGACAAAAUCUGCAAGUUAUGCUACAAUCUAAUUAGGGUUCGAUAACUUUUAGUUUUAUUAAAAUGUAGACUAAAGUUGAAAUCCAGAGACUAAGAAAAUAAAGAAUUAAGAUUCAACAAUUUAAAACAAAUAACGAAAUUGACUUUUUUAAUGCUGGAACUGUAAUAUAUUUGACAACUUCAGUCUGGCAUCCAGAAUUAUGUAGAAAAUGUGGGUAAUCAACUGCAACCCCACACCGCACUAUGUACAUCAAAUAACAGUCCAAUGGAUUUCUCUAACUCUACAUCUCACAAAAACUUCACAAGGGAUUACAGUUCUUUACCUUUGUUGAUCUGGCCUUGAAACUCUCUUUCAAGAGAUGCUCUGACAGACUACCUCAACAACCGCUCUCAUUCUGGUUGUUCAUACUCUCUUUCAGCCUACGCUCCCCCAGACUCCAAAACUGCAUUCCAGCCCGCAUUCACAAUCAUAACUCCAACUUUUCAUCCACAGCUAUCUUCCAGAGCCUUCACACAGGAGCUGUGUAACUUCCAAAUCUCCCUGGCAUAAUGGCCUGCAAAUCAAGCCCCACCAUUCCUAGAGUGGCACAGAAGUUGAUGGUUGUAUAAAAAGCUGGGCAGAAGUCUCCAAUUUUCUUUUCUUUUUAAAGAGAGGUUGACAGAAAGCAAGAACCGAGUUUCUGUACUUUGACAAUCAUUACUAUUUAUUAAAUAUAGAUUCGAUGAUGUGGAGGUGCCCGUGUCAAACUGGGGUAGACAAGGUCAGAAGUCAUCAUAAACAGGAUUGUU